AUGGCAAAAUGCUUCAGCUUUGCAGCAUCCAGAGACUGGUGGUACCGAUACUCUUUCACAAGCGCUGGCCUCAGGUCAGUGUUAACCGAUCUUGGAGAGGGGACAGUGAUGCAUUGUUGGGUGCCAAAAUGUCAUAGGCAAACCAAACCCAACCUUGUCCUUGUCCACGGCUUUGGAGCCAAUGCAAUGUGGCAGUAUGGCUACCUUCUAAGACACUUCAUCCAGCGCUUCAACAUUUAUGUUCCGGACCUGCUCUUCUUUGGACGCUCCUUCACGACAAGGCCGGAGCGUACAGAGGCGUUCCAAGCUGAGUGCGUGAUGAAGAUGAUGGAGACACAUGGGGUGAGGAAAAUGAACUUGGUUGGGGUGAGUUAUGGUGGUUUUGUGGGGUACAACAUGGCGGUGCAGUUCCCGGAGGCUAUGGAGAGGUUGGUGCUGUGCUGCACUGGCGUAUGCUUGGAGGAGAAGGAUAUGGAGCAGAGUUUGUUUGCGGUUUCAGAUUUGGAGGAAGCUGCCAGCACUCUGAUGCCUCAGACGCCCGAGAAGCUCAGGGAACUGAUGAAGCUUUCCUUUGUCAAGCCAGUUAAGGGCGUGCCCAACUAUUUCCUCACUGAUUUUAUAGAUGUAAGUCCCCUCAACAUAUGCCUCUGUUCUUACAGUUUUCCAAAUUACUUCUCAUUAUAA
Vitis vinifera (wine grape) is the source of this 684-nucleotide messenger RNA. RefSeq lists its product as uncharacterized. NCBI's taxonomy places the organism in Eukaryota, Viridiplantae, Streptophyta, Magnoliopsida, Vitales, Vitaceae. The transcript has a single exon. Bases 1 to 684 code for a protein of 227 amino acids. The record is from RefSeq and is a predicted model, not a curated record.